Molecule: messenger RNA, 1590 nt
Organism: Daldinia vernicosa
Lineage: Eukaryota; Fungi; Ascomycota; Sordariomycetes; Xylariales; Hypoxylaceae
Exons: 1
Coding region: 170-1312 (380 amino acids)
Source: RefSeq, a predicted model, not a curated record
CCCACCUAUGUGGAACGUCGCUACGGACUACGGGACCUAACUUUAACUUUCUUUGACGUGAUUCAGAUUCCAAUUAAAUUCUAAUUAAAACCCGGCUGUUAUUUGUUAUUCUCGUGCGUCUCGCGGGAAACUUCCAAUAACAAAUCAUGACUGAACCAACUCGAGAUUCAUGUCCGCCUCUUCGCCCCGCCAGUCGUAUGAAACGCCCGAUAUAACAUGUAUCGCGCCAGAGCCUUUCGAACCUAUACCUCUGAUCGCCGACAUUGUGCGUACCGGAUAUUGCAUUCCAGGUUCCGUAUUCCUGGUUGAAGGCGUCGAUUCCAUCCAUACGUCUAGAUCCAAGAGAUGGCGUGCCGUACGCCUAUUACUCGGAGAUGGAGAGCUGUGUAUCCAAGCCCUAUUAUCGGCCGAGAUGCAUAGAUACGUAGACGAGGGAGAAGUCGCCUUUGGGUCCUACGUUAAGUUGGAACAAUUCCGAAUCGAGCGGAGGAACCUUCCUAAUGGGACUGAUGGGGGCUCGCCAACCACCAAAGGGAAAGAGAAAGAACGCGAUGAUCAUAGUGCCGAAAAUGGGAUGGUCUAUUUGGUUGUUGAGGAUCUUGCGCUCGUCGGAUGGAAUAACACACUUGUCGAUGCUACGCCCGUCGAAAGUGCUCACACAGGUGCUGAAGUUUCACAAGACCGAGCUAAAAAUAACACUCAGGCUUCUAUCACGACCAAACCAGUUCCAGACAACAGUACUACGCAGUCUUUCGACAGUGGUGUUGGUCUCCAGAAAGAAUUAGCUGAUGCGGAUGACGACUUCGAAGUCAUGCCAAAUUCCAUGUCGAAGGUGACGCAGAAUAGGCUUGAUCUCGCAGCAAAAUCCAAGGACAUGAACCGUCUUCCCUGGUCAAGCAACAACCCUGGCAAACCCCUGAAACUCACCAAGUUACGCUCAAUCCCUAACUUACCAUACAAGCAAAACUGGAGCGUCAAUGUACUAGCAGUAGUUUCGGCAAUCUCGGGUCUCGAACCUUCCGGCCUACCACCGUAUAGCCAGCGACAAGCCAGACUUGCCGACCCCUCUACCGAUAAGCACGUGCUCUUGACAGUAUUUCUAGAUCCGGACCAGUUCUUACCAGCAGUCGGAAGCGUCGUAUUACUGCUCGGGGUCAAGAACCAUCGUUUUGACGGCGGAAGCCUCAAGAAGUAUGCCAGCGACCGCCCAGCAGCCGGGCAUAGCUGGUGGUACGAGAAUCCGGUGCAAUUUGACUGGUGCGACAUCGAGGGGCUAAGGCAGUGGUGGGCCGAGGGUCAGUCUCUCGAAUAAUCCUUUAGGGCACGAUCGUUUACGAAGCGGCUGAUCGUAAUCAACCCCUAAUGGAUAUGCACGUACAGGAUAGCAACUGCGGAUAGUGGAUUAUUACUAUCGAUUCACCAUUUACAAAUUGCUGCUCCUACUUCGUGAAAAAUAAUAGUAUUCUUUUUUUGGGUGUUUGGUCGUUAUAUAAAUCAAUACUAACUACAGCCUCAAUCAAAUUUCCUUAGCAAUGAUUAACAAACCAAUCCUUAGACAUCGUCUCCGCUAGUCAUACCUUGUGCGCAAGC